Messenger RNA from Cadophora gregata, 1140 nucleotides. RefSeq lists its product as uncharacterized. The record is from RefSeq and is a predicted model, not a curated record. The transcript has a single exon. Bases 1 to 966 code for a protein of 321 amino acids. NCBI's taxonomy places the organism in Eukaryota, Fungi, Ascomycota, Leotiomycetes, Helotiales, Ploettnerulaceae.
AUGGCAAACUCAAAUACACACACCUCAUCCAGCGGUUACCGUUCGCGUAUUUCCAUUCCCGGACACCAAGACAUCGAUGCCAUGUCCGUCGACCCCCUUAUGAUGACUGUCUCCGAAGCAUCAGGCAGUAUUCGUCGACCCUACCACUCUCGAAACCCCUCCUCAACAACCUACGCCCACGAACUCGAAGUCGACGCCAACACAUCACGCAGCCCACCCAGUUUCACAAGCCCCUUCUCUCCCCGCUCACCGCCAUAUACUCAUUACCAAAAAGGCUACAACCCCAUCUCAAGCUCCGAGUCCCAAUACUCAUCCAGCUCCGGUGGAUUCAGAAACCCCUCAGUAGAAUCCACACCACCAAUGCACCACAACCCCAACGCAGGCUACUUCGACCUCCCGCUACAAACCCAGAUCCAGACCGAACACCGCAACUCUCAAACCUCCCAGAUCUCCCCACAGACUCAGACCGGUCGCCGACCAAGCCAGCACGGCAGGAACUGGAGCGACGCAAGCGAUAUCUCGCAAAUAAGCCAGGCCUCCAGUGCAGCCCUAGCCGAACUCGACGCCGGGCGCGACGGCGAUAGACGCUCGAGCUUCACCCGCGCUUUGGAAGGGCUUGGAAUGGGCCGCAUGGUAAGCAGGAGGCGAAGCGAACCGGUGCCACUUGCUGGUGGGCCGGUACGUGGUCCAGAGUGGACGCCGAGUCCUCGCGAGGCACCAUGGCAGGGACUUUUCCAUAUUCCUGAGGCGGGAGAGAGUGCGGUUCGGCUUGAGGGAGUGAGGGAGGUUGUUGCGUUGGGGGGUGGCAUGAGUAAUGCGCAGUUUAGGGAGAUUUCGCUGUUGGAGAGUGAGGGGGGGACGUUUGGGGCGGGGAGGAGGGGUUGGGAUCCGUACAGAGACCGGGAAGGGGAUGGGGAUGGGGAUGGGGAUUUGGGAGAUCGGAGGGGGAGGGGGAGGGGGAAAUAAAUGAACCGGGGUGCGGGUGAGUUGUGUUUGGGAUGUUGAAUUUAGCGAGUUUUUGCUUAGAUGGAUGGGCGUGGGAUAUAGGGAUACACAAAUAGGGUAUGCUUCGGAAAUUUCUUGUCUGUAGUUUUUUGUAGGUGUGGUGAUACCAAAUACGACUUCACAUUUCUCUCUCAG